UUGGAGCUCUCAUCGCUCUCUUCAUGUUGCGUACUACGCCCCUUGUUGAUAAAAACGACUGUAAAAAGCUGUACAAUUAAAACCUUUAAUACAUAGGAAAAUAAGGAGCCAGGACGCUUUAUUUAAAAGCUGUUGUAGCUGGCUAAAACCAUGCAAAAGUAUGAGAAGUUGGAGAAGAUAGGAGAGGGUACGUAUGGGACGGUUUUCAAGGCUAAAAACAGAGAAACGCAUGAGAUUGUGGCCCUCAAACGAGUGAGACUGGAUGAUGAUGAUGAGGGGGUUCCAAGUUCAGCAUUACGAGAAAUUUGCCUCCUGAAAGAACUGAAGCAUAAAAACAUUGUAAGGUUGCAUGACGUCCUUCACAGUGAUAAGAAGCUGACAUUAGUGUUUGAGUAUUGUGAUCAGGAUUUGAAGAAAUACUUUGACAGCUGUAAUGGUGACUUGGAUCCAGAGAUUGUCAAGUCCUUUAUGUACCAGUUAUUGAAGGGUCUUGCCUUCUGCCACAGCCGAAAUGUUCUCCACCGAGACCUUAAACCACAAAAUCUGCUCAUCAACCGAAACGGUGAGCUGAAGUUAGCUGACUUUGGCUUGGCCAGAGCUUUUGGAAUACCUGUACGCUGUUAUUCUGCUGAGGUGGUGACGUUGUGGUACAGGCCUCCAGACGUGCUGUUUGGUGCUAAGCUAUACUCUACCUCUAUUGACAUGUGGUCUGCAGGGUGUAUAUUUGCAGAAUUGGCAAAUGCUGGACGGCCAUUAUUUCCUGGUAAUGAUGUGGACGACCAGCUGAAGAGGAUCUUUAGAAUGAACCUAAGCACACCGCAAGAAAUGUCGUGGAAUAAACUUCCUGAUUAUAAGCCGUACCCAAUGUACCCAGCUACUACAUCACUUGUGAAUGUCGUCCCGAAACUUAGCAGCACUGGCAGAGACCUACUACAGAAUCUUCUGAAAUGCAAUCCAGUUCAGCGAAUUUCAGCAGAGGAAGCCCUACAGCACCCUUACUUUGCCGAUUUCUGCCCACCCUAAAUGUCAGAUCCCCUUGACAUCAUUUAGGAACACAGAUGGGCCAGUCUUACCUCGUGAAACCCCUUCAACACCUCCAGCGUUCAGUUAUCUUUCAGUUUGAGUUUGGAUCACACCUGCUAUAGCAGGAUAGAGGGACCCUGAAACACUCCUCCCUCUACAUGUUUUGGUAAUAAUGAUAUGAUUAUGAUCGUGACUCUGUCUAAUGCAGAGUGUGGUGCUGUUGUCCUGCAUAAACCAUGUAUUCGACUAGAGUCUCCAAAAAUAGUUUUAUUACAUUAUGUGGUCUUAAAGGGAUAGUUCACCCAAAA
This is a messenger RNA of Sinocyclocheilus grahami, 1331 nucleotides long. RefSeq names its product cyclin-dependent-like kinase 5. Lineage: Eukaryota; Metazoa; Chordata; Actinopteri; Cypriniformes; Cyprinidae. Bases 151 to 1023 code for a protein of 290 amino acids. Gene Ontology annotation, biological process: neuron apoptotic process; axonogenesis; protein phosphorylation. Gene Ontology annotation, molecular function: cyclin-dependent protein serine/threonine kinase activity; ATP binding. The record is from RefSeq and is a predicted model, not a curated record. The transcript is spliced from 13 exons. Gene Ontology annotation, cellular component: cytoplasm; nucleus.